Messenger RNA from Scheffersomyces coipomensis, 219 nucleotides. It is a transcript of the gene DAD4, whose product is annotated as Dad4p. The transcript has 2 exons. Gene Ontology annotation, biological process: attachment of spindle microtubules to kinetochore. The coding region runs from base 1 to 219 and encodes 72 amino acids. Gene Ontology annotation, cellular component: DASH complex; mitotic spindle. Lineage: Eukaryota; Fungi; Ascomycota; Pichiomycetes; Serinales; Debaryomycetaceae. The record is from RefSeq and is a predicted model, not a curated record.
AUGGAGAAUCCUCAUGAACAAGCUCAGAAUGCUUUGUUAUCAAGAAUAAUAAACAAUAUGGAAAAUUUAAAUGAAUCAGUAGUUACCAUAAAUAAAUGUUUACAGGAAGUUAAUCGAAAUAACUUAGAUACGGAGAUCUUAUCUCAAAUGUGGGAAAGUUAUUUAAGAAAUGCUGAAUUCAAUUUAGAAACUACCGGUCAAAAAAAAGAUCCAUUAUAA